Messenger RNA from Ophidiomyces ophidiicola, 1407 nucleotides. RefSeq names its product Protein ltv1 (gene LTV1). The coding region runs from base 1 to 1407 and encodes 468 amino acids. NCBI's taxonomy places the organism in Eukaryota, Fungi, Ascomycota, Eurotiomycetes, Onygenales, Onygenaceae. The record is from RefSeq and is a predicted model, not a curated record. Gene Ontology annotation, cellular component: cytosol; nucleus; preribosome, small subunit precursor. Gene Ontology annotation, biological process: ribosomal small subunit export from nucleus; ribosomal small subunit biogenesis. The transcript has 2 exons.
AUGGCUCCUAAAAAGGGAUGGAUUGAUAAGACCAAUGCUACAAAAUAUCAACUAUUUCAUAGAUCACAAAAUGACCCCCUAAUCCACGACCCCGAUGCCGAUGACCGUGUCCUGCACCAGGUCUCUGGGCCGUCCCAAAAACUAGGCACUCCAAAAGCCACGAGAAUCCUUGAUGAUCUAGAGAAGGAGUUCGGUCACUCCGGAGCGCGUGAGAAUGAAGGUGAAGCGGCAAACUAUGGCAUCUUUUAUGAUGACUCCGAGUAUGACUACAUGCAGCACCUUCGAGAACUGGGUAAAGGUGGCGGAGAGGCCCAUUUCAUCGAGGUUACGAGUAAAAAGGCUAAAGGCAAAACAAAAAGACUAGAAGAUGCACUGGCGGAAAGUUCAUUCGAGGACAAGCUGGAUGGUCUUUCGUUGCGUGAUGCCUCUUCGAUAAACGGAGACGAUGACUUCCUUUCAACUGCAUCAUCCUAUGUUAGAAAGCCUAGCUACCAGGAUCAACAGAAUAUACCAGAUUCAAUUGCAGGGUUCCAACCAGAUAUGGAUCCAAGAUUAAGAGAAGCAUUAGAAGCACUUGAUGAUGACGCCUUUGUAGACCAGGAGGGUGAAGAUGACGUUUUCAACUCUCUUGUAGAAGGCGGGCUUGAUGCAGAAGUCGAUCCAGAUGAGUGGAGGGAUACGUAUAUUGACGACGACGAUGGAUGGGAUUCAGAUGCAACAGAGAAGGCACCCGUUCAGCCAAUGUCAUCGGCCCCUGCUGAUCACUUUACGCAUUCAGGUGGAGAUUCAGAUCUUCCUUCGCAUGACGCUCCUAUUCCGGAUGCCACACACGACGACGGAGAUUGGCUCAAGAAUUUUGCGAAGUAUAAAAAGGAGAUGAAAACACAACCUUCACCUGCUGAACGCCCGGAAGAUGCCUCUGAGCUCCGAACCACGGCGUCAACGUUGUUCACCGUUGGUGGCACACCUAUUCGCAAGAAGAAACGCAAGGGUGCCCUCACUAACCCAUCGGCAUACUCUAUGACAUCUUCUGCUCUUGCUCGUACAGAGGGUCUUAGACUGUUAGAUGAUCGCUUUGAAAGAAUGGAAGCUCUAUACGCCGUAGAUGAAGACGGCGAAGAGUAUGAAGGCUCCAGCAUCGCGGACGAUAUGUCUGUCAUGAGCGGGGCUUCAAAGUUUUCUCAAGCACCGAGCAUCACUUCACAGAGUGGAAAUGUUCCAAUGAGAAAAGAUUUCGAUUCUGUAAUGGAUGAGUUCUUGGGUGGCUGGCAGGACCGUGGCAAGCAGGCGAAGAGGAAAGGCGCAAAAGGGAAGAGAGGGAAAAAUGGUAAUGAGGCUGUUGGGAUACAAAUGCUGGACGAAAUCAGACAAGGUCUUGGACCUGCAAAGUUAUCCAACCGCGUCUGA